Molecule: messenger RNA, 3626 nt
Organism: Coffea eugenioides
Lineage: Eukaryota; Viridiplantae; Streptophyta; Magnoliopsida; Gentianales; Rubiaceae
Product: probable LRR receptor-like serine/threonine-protein kinase At1g67720
Exons: 15
Coding region: 369-3161 (930 amino acids)
Biological process (GO): protein phosphorylation
Molecular function (GO): protein kinase activity; protein binding; ATP binding
Source: RefSeq, a predicted model, not a curated record
GGUACUCAAUUAGAAACAUUUCUUAACGACAAACAUUUAUAUUAAAUUAUGUAAUGUGCUCGUUCACUGGUCACUAAUAUUUUUCUCCUGGUGGCCAAUUAAAGUGUCAAUCCCCACUCGCAAGACGUUAAUCACCUUCUUCGCUUCAUAACUUAGCAGCCUUUUACUUUUAUUAUUAUUAACUUUUUCCAUCAAUCGUCAUCUUGGUUGCUGGUCUCUCGUAGCAGUCAGUACACGCUAAAUUUGGCCGUCUGUUCAGCUAAGUUUCUUUCCCAUACUGAGUAGUGAGUAGUAUGCUAGUUCUACUAUAAUCUCUCACUGCAGUCUUCUGCUUAUUAUCCACUGAAAACGAAGGAAGCAAAGCAAUAAUGGUGACUCAUAAAUGCUACUAUUUUCUUUUCCUCUCGUUGGCUUUUCCACUUCUCAUGGAUGUAGCCAAAGCCCAGAUGCCAGGUUUUUUAAGUUUGGACUGCGGAGGCAAAGGUAACUUCACAGAUGAACUUGGUCUCCUGUGGACUCCUGAUGGUCAGAUGAUCAGCGGAGGAAGAGCUAAUAUUUCUGUUGCAAAUGAGCAAAGAACUCAAUAUAUGACUUUGAGAUAUUUUCCUGCAGAUAACAGAAAGUAUUGUUACACACUUAAUGUUAUGAGUAGGACCAGAUACCUUUUAAGAGCAAGCUUCUUGUAUGGAAACUUUGACAACAACAACGUGUAUCCAAAGUUUGAUAUUUCACUAGGGCCUACUCGCUGGGCUACGGUGGUUAUUUCAGAUGCUAGCACUAUAGAAUAUCAAGAGUUAAUAUUUCUUGCUACUGAACCCACCAUUAGCGUCUGUUUGUCUAAUGCUACCACUGGGCAGCCAUUUAUUUCGACCCUUGAGCUCCGACAAUUUAAUGGUUCAAUUUAUAUGACCCAAUUUGAGAACGAGUUCUUUUUAAGUGUUUCUGCAAGAAUAAAUUUUGGUGCUGAUAGUGAUACUCCAAUCAGGUAUCCUCAUGAUCCAUUUGAUAGGAUAUGGGAAUCUGAUACUGUGCGAAAAGCCAACUAUCUAGUUGAUGUUGCACCUGGUACUGAAAAGGUAUCUACUCGAAUGCCAAUUGAUGUUAGCUCUGGUGAAAGACCACCUGAGAAAGUGAUGCAGACAGCUGUAGUUGGAAGAAAUGGGUCACUCACAUAUCGGUUGAAUCUGGACGGUUUUCCUGGUUCUGGAUGGGCAUUCACCUAUUUUGCAGAAAUUGAAGAUUUGGCUCCAACUGCUACCAGAAAAUUCAGGCUAGUGUUACCUGGAAAUCCUGAUCUCAGCAAGGCUAUUGUCAAUAUUGAAGAGAAUGCCUCGGGGAAAUAUCGUUUAUAUGAACCUGGAUACUUCAACAUAUCGCUUCCCUUUGUCUUAUCAUUCAGAUUUGGAAAGACGUCUGAUUCUACAAUGGGGCCCCUCCUGAAUGCAUUAGAAAUAAAUAAGUAUCUGAAGAAAAGCGAUGGCUCUUUGGAUGGACAACUUGUUGCUGGUAUAAUCUCAGCUUACUCUACUGCUGAUUGGGCACAAGAAGGUGGUGACCCAUGCUUACCGACCACGUGGUCGUGGAUCCAAUGUAACACAGAUCCUCAGCCUAAAAUAACAUCCAUCAAAUUGUCGAGGAAGAACUUGACUGGAAGUAUCCCUUUAGAGUUAACAAAAUUGAGCGGCUUAGCUGAAUUAUGGCUUGAUGGAAAUUCAUUUUCUGGUACAAUUCCUGAUUUUUCUGGAUGCCCAAACUUGAAGACAAUACAUCUUGAGAACAAUCAGUUGACUGGAGGGCUGCCUUCCUCCUUGGGAGGUUUACCGAAUUUAAGAGAACUGUAUGUGCAGAACAAUGAGUUAUCUGGGACUAUCCCAUCAAAUCUUCUGAACAGGGGUCUGAUCUUAAACUAUACUGGGAACAUUGGUCUUCAUAAAGGAGGCAGUGCAGGAAAUCAUAAGAAAAUCAUUAUUGGAUCAUCAGUUGGUGCUGCAGCACUGCUGCUCGCCACUAUUAUCUCUUGCUUAUUGAUGCAGAAAGGAAAUAAAAAUUAUGCAAAUCAAGACCAGCAUGAACAUCGUUUACCUGGUCAAAGAGUUGUCUCCUCAUUGGGUGAUGCUGCAUCUGAAGUUGCUCAUUACUUCACUUUGUCUGAGCUUGAAGAUGCAACAAGGAACUUUGAGAGGAAAGUCGGCUCAGGAGGCUUUGGAGUUGUGUAUUACGGGAAACUCAAGGAAGCGAAGGAAAUUGCUGUGAAAGUUCUCACAAAUAACUCCUUCCAGGGCAAACGAGAAUUUUCGAAUGAGGUGGCUCUUCUUUCGAGGAUACAUCACAGGAAUCUUGUACAGUUUCUUGGAUAUUGCCAAGAAGAAGGGAAAAGUAUACUUGUGUACGAGUUCAUGCAUAACGGGACUCUAAAGGAACAUCUCUAUGGGCCUAUAACACAUGAAAGAAGGAUCAGUUGGAUUAAGCGCCUUGAGAUUGCUGAAGAUGCUGCUAAAGGGAUUGAGUACCUUCAUACUGGGUGUACUCCAUCCAUCAUUCAUAGGGAUGUAAAGACCAGCAAUAUCCUCCUUGACAAGGACAUGCGAGCAAAGGUUUCGGAUUUUGGUCUCUCAAAACUUGCCGUAGAUGGAGCUUCCCACGUGUCAAGCAUUGUUCGAGGAACUGUUGGCUAUCUAGAUCCUGAGUAUUAUAUCUCCCAGCAGUUGACGGACAAGAGUGAUGUCUAUAGUUUCGGGGUCAUUCUACUGGAGCUAAUAUCUGGUCAAGAGGCAAUUUCAAAUGAAAACUUUGGUGUGCACUGUCGCAAUAUAGUCCAAUGGGCGAAGUUACACAUCGAGAGUGGAGAUAUCCAAGGGAUCAUUGACCCCUCAUUGCAUAAUGAAUAUGACAUCCAAUCAAUGUGGAAGAUAGCUGAGAAAGCUUUGAUGUGUGUCCAACCCCACGGGAGCAUGAGGCCCCCUAUUUCAGAAGUUAUUAAGGAGAUCCAAGAUGCAAUAUCGAUUGAAAGAGGUGCAGAAGCAAUCAGGGAAGGUAGCUCAGAUGAUAUAUCCAGGCAAUCUAUUCAUUCUUCCUUAAACUUGGGGGGUUCUCUGGACUUGGGUGCAAGUGAGCAUUACUUAUCAAUUGAUGAGUCCAUUGCACGGCCAACUGCUAGAUAGGAUUUGUCUACUCACAAGUCUCGCCCUAUUUCCCAUUUUUUCGGGAUAGCUCGAAUUUAUCCGGAGCGAUAGAAUAUUCUGAGUUUCUCGGCUUCGUUUAGUACUUAAUGGCAGUACAUAUUAUGUGGGCUGUGUAGAUUAUGAGUUAGCUACUCAAUUUAUUCCAAAUAUUGGCCAUUGUAUUAGCAGAGCAAGAUUGGUGGACUGUACCCAGUGGAUUAUUGAAGUUUUUUUUCUCCCCUUUUUUGGGGUGGAGAUGCUGACUCCCUAGCACUAUGACUAUCGGGAAGGACAGAAUGGACACCAAGUAGUGUGUCACAUGCCAAAUGCUGCUGGCUCUGUGUAUUAAUCUUGCCUAGUUAAACUGUGAUGAUUUAAAUGGUGAAACUGACCCUGAACCUGAAAAGUUGUAGUAGCAGCCAUGUGAGAUGUAUCAUGGAGGUCAUAGUCCUUGCAGCUUGUUGA